This is a messenger RNA of Apis mellifera (honey bee), 8305 nucleotides long. RefSeq lists its product as uncharacterized. Bases 1050 to 3176 code for a protein of 708 amino acids. The transcript has 6 exons. The record is from RefSeq and is a predicted model, not a curated record. NCBI's taxonomy places the organism in Eukaryota, Metazoa, Arthropoda, Insecta, Hymenoptera, Apidae.
UCCACCUGGAUCCGCGAAUGCUCAUUAGCGUCAAUUCGCAAUCCCUUCCUCGAGGAGGGGGGCAAGGAAGAGACGAGUAUGCUCGCUAUACAUAGGAAACGAAUUUCACGAGAUAUAUCUCUAUUAUUAUAUCGAUCGAAAAAACAUUUCCUCUCUCUCUUACUAAACAAAAAGGGGGAGGCUCCGAAAACCGUUGCUCCCCAACGGGAGCCAAGAAUAGAAUUUCACCGGGUUCGAAAACCCGUGAAAACACGUACGUGAACGAAAUCGAGGUCUAUCGGGUACGUCGACCGGCGGGGGGAAGGGAGGAGGAGGAGGAGGAGGAGGAAGGGUACGCGAGAGGGGGCAGCGUGUGCACCAGAUAGAGGAAUACGACGAGGAAGUAAGAGGGAGGGAGGGGGGAGGGGAGAGGAAGAAUUCGGGUGGAGGCAAUGGACGCGGUGGCGAGAGAGGAGAGGGGAGAGGUUGGCUUGUUUUCAAUGGUGUCGAAGCCGCGAUCGAAUUGUGCGUACCGUUUCUGUCCUCCUUAGUCGGCAGCGGUCCCACUGCCCCCUCCCCCUUCUCAGGUGAGCUCGAGGAAGAGUCGUGCGCCGCGGCUCGGCCAGGUGUACCCAGUGCCUAAGAGCCAGCCGGUCGACGUCGUUAUACCCUGCAGCGCGGGUAUACUCUCGCGAAGGUAUUCCAUCCAGUAUUAUCAUUGCAAAUCGUCGUUUAAUCCCGGUGGGUUUAAGGACGUGGUAAAGACGCGCGCGAACGGGCUCAUCGAACUGCUCUCUGUGAAAUCUUUUAUCGUCUUUUAUCGUCCUCCCUCGUCCUUCGGGUUUUUCAUUGUGCGCGCGGCGAUUAUUUCCACUUCUCCUCUCCUGUCAAGUGUCUUGCCUUCCCCCUCGACGUCUCGAGGCGACGAGUGUGAGACGUACGCACGAUUUCGAUAGGAUAUUUAUCGGAUCGGUGGAAUAUAUCUGCGGACGGAACGGCGAAAGCUAGAGAAGGCUUGUCGUUUAAUAAAUUUUGACAGUUGAAGAUCGAGUAACAGGUGGAGCGGCACGAUGACAAGACUCAUCACGGCAUUGCUGGUGCUGCAGGCUAUCGCGAGGCUCGGUCGCGUGGCGGCCGCAGAUUCCACGCACGCGGCCGACCAACCGGCCCCAUCCGCGGUCCCAUCGGGGCUUUCUGGGCCAGAUUACACCGGGCCAUCGGCCGGUUCCGACGAGUGCGACCCAGAAAUGGUCGGGUUCGAGUUGGUGACCGGCUACGUGUUCACCGCGCCCACGAACAUGCUCGAGUCCAUACCGGGAACCCUGAUGCUCACCGAUUGCUUGGAGACCUGUCAAGCGAACGAUUCCUGCCAGGCGGUGAACUACGAGACGGGUCUGUGCGUUCUCUUCAGCUCGAACGCCGACAGCAAUCCAGGUGCCCUCUCGCAGUCCCAAUUCCCAGUGUUCACGAUUUACGCCCAGAAGAGUUGCCUGGCAGUGAAACCGUGCGAACGCGCCUGGUGCAUCGACAGGGUGCAGGGGCACCGUCUUCAGGGCCACACACGUAGAACCAUGAACGCCUCCUCGCGACAACACUGUCUCGAGCUCUGUUUAGGCGAGAGAGAUUUCCUCUGCCGAUCUGCCAAUUACGCAAACGCAACGAAACAAUGCGAAUUAUCGGACAUGGAUCGGCUGACCGUCGCCGGAUCGAACGCUUUCCAAUCCUCCAAAGGGUUCGAUUACCUCGAGAACCACUGCGUGGACGAACCGGUGAAACUUUGCGAAUUCAAGAAACUGUCCGGCCGUAUUUUGAAAACCGUGGACUCCGUUUACCAAGAUGUUGGCAGCACCGAGGAGUGCAGGGAGCUCUGCUUGAAUUCCCCGUUCCGUUGCCAUUCCUACGAUUACGGGGACACGGGUGACAUGGUGUGCCGUCUCAGCCAUCACUCCAGAGCCACUCUUUCGGAUAUUCAGGAACCUUAUCUGGACGUGCCUGAGGGAUCGACGUACGAGUUGAGCUCUUGCUACAACGUGACCAUAGAUUGCCGUGCCGGGGACAUGGUGACGAGGAUCCAAACGAGCAAAUUGUUCUACGGGAAGGUGUACGUGAAGGGGUCGCCGAAUUCUUGCGUGCAGGACGUGAAGGGCGCGUUGGAGUUCGAGCUGAAAAUGGCUUACGACGAUCUGGAGUGCAACAUAAGGCAGCAGGGGCUUGGCCGUUACCUGAACGACGUGGUGAUCCAACACCACGACACCAUCGUGACGAGCUCGGACCUCGGGCUGGCCGUCACCUGCCAAUACGAUCUCACCAACAAAACCGUAUCGAACGAGGUCGAUCUCGGCGUGCACGGCGACAUAACGCCCGCCCUUUCCGAGGAAGUGAUCGUCGACUCGCCCAACGUCGCGAUGAAGAUCACCGAUCGCAGCGGGAACGAGGCGAUCCCCUCGGCCGAAGUCGGCGACCCGUUGGCCCUCAAGUUCGAGAUACUGGACCCGAACAGCCCGUACGAGAUAUUCGUACGCGAGCUGGUCGCAAUGGACGGCGUCGACUCCAGCGAGAUAGUCUUAAUUGACUCGGACGGCUGCCCCACCGAUCACGUCAUCAUGGGCCCCCUCUACAAGUCGGCCACCACCGGCAAGAUACUUCUCUCGCACUUCGACGCGUUCAAAUUCCCUAGCUCGGAGGUGGUACAGUUCCGGGCCCUGGUCACGCCUUGCAUGCCCACCUGCGAGCCGGUGCAGUGCGAUCAAGAGGAGGCGACCGGCGAGCUUCGGUCCGUCAUCUCGUACGGGAAGCGGCGUCGCCGCCGCUCGGCCGGCUCCCAGACCCGCGAGGACCUGCUUCUCGUCCAGUCGAUCCAGAUCACGGACAAGUUCGGGUUCGAGCACGACAGCAAGGCGUCGAACGCGAGCUCGGCCAGCAGGGACACGGUGUUCGUCGAGAGCGAGGACAUAUCGUCAACCAUGGGCAUGUGCAUCAACCUGGGCGAGGCGAUCGUCGCGGGGACCGUGUUCCUCGUCGCGCAGAUCGCCAUCAUAGCCGCGUGGACGUUCACCUGGCAGAGACGUAGGCAGAUGCUCAAGCAUCAAGAGGCGCUCUCGGUCUCGGUCUCGGUCCCGGGGAUGCACUCCGUCCCAGGACGCACCGACAGCCUCUGUAAGUUGUACGACACGGGAUAUUCAGCGCGCCGUUUCUGAGCAGCACACAUUUUUUCCUUCCCUCCGGAUCUCUUUCGAAUAACUCCCUCCGAAAUAUUGUUUCCUCGAGAGAAUUCUCUUUGGGUUUUUUUAUAUUCGAACAUUAUUUUAUAAGGAAGUGGAAGUUGAGAGGAGGAAUCGAAUGGAUCGAUUGGAGGAAUUUUCUUCUUUCGCGCAUCAUCGAGUUCUAUUAUCCGGAUGAAAAUGAAUCUUCUCUUUCACCUUUUUUUUUAUAAGAAUCAUCCGCGUGCAUCUCUUUCUCUUCAUUUACAGGGGAGGGAUAAAAACGAUCGAUCCUCGAGCGGGAGGAGGUGGCUCCUGGCUAAUAAAUUGGGUUUAAUUGGGUUCGAUGGUCGCGGGGAACAUUUGUUGGGGAAAAAGAAGGGGAAAAUCUUUCGAUAACACCUGCAAUUUCAAUUAACGAACACUGGCGUGUAAAAAAGGGGAGGAAAGGGAAUUAUUUCUUCUCCCCGGAUUCGCGAAAAUCGGAUGAUGCAUCGCCAACACCUUUCUUGCACUUCCAGUCGAACAUUUUCUCCUCUCCCCAACUCGAUUACAUUCAUAUUCCCCAAAACAAACUUGUUGCAAAUUGACUCGUAAAGGAUCACAGAUUCACAGAAAACUCUUAUCCAGAACCCUUAAUCAGAAGGAGAUUGUUCUCGAUCGAUAUCAUCCCCUCGUGAACCAAACUCUCGUCGUUAAUCUCUCUCCAAUUUUUCUUGCGACGUUCGUCUCCCCUCAUCAUUCGAUCUACCCCUACGCGAGAUCAGAAGGGAUAUAAAAGGGGGUGGAAAUAAGGCGAAGCGUGGACGAGGCGUGGUUCCGGACUGGGCGUGAUGGAGGUCGACGUGUACUUGCUGGAUACGGACUCUAAUUAGCAUUGGGAAUCGAGCAUGAUUAUGCAGAUGCUCCGAGUGGGGAUAUCAACAGGAGGGAGGGUUGCGAUGGGCGUCAAGGGGUUGGCGGAAGGUUAAUUGCCUCUUGCGGCGUCUCGGGGUUAAGCUAAGCUUCGCGCUCUCGGAGGAGUCGAGGGGUGGGGAGAGGCUGGGUUGAGGUGGAAACGAGAAACGGCGCUGGGAUCGCGUCAAGGUUAGAUACCUAGGGAUCGUAUAACCUAACAUCCCUCUAUCCUCGACUUAACCUUAGCCACCAGAUUUCCUCGGCCCUUCCUCGGCGGUGGCGUUUGCUUAAUUUACAUCGCGACACGUGAGCUUAUCAAUCUGAGACGACUCUCGCUCCGCUUGCUGCGAGCUUCGUGGCUAAUCAACGGGAUAAAGUCUUUGAAGUCGCGGAUAGAAGUAGACGCGUGUAAACAGGGAUUAUUAAUAUCGUGAUGAGAGAGAGAGAGAGGAGGGAGGUGAAUGAACUUGUACAUUGUUGAUUAAUGUCGUUGAAAUAUUGAAAUUGAUCUAAAUGAUAUAAAAUAAUUGGCCAAAGGUCUACUUGUAACUAUAUGAAAUGGGAAUUGUUUUUCAUUAGUUUUUCUAUUUAAUUUAAUUUAAUUUGAUUCAAAAAAGUAUAAAAUUAAUUUAUGGAAAAUUAUUCGAUUUUCAAAAAGUUGUUUCAAAAUGCAUAAAUACAUUGAUAGAUAUGUAGUUAAUAGUCGCGUGGCGCUAGUGUCGCUUCAUUGGUCGAUAUAGCGUUAAGAAUAAUUGAAAACGCAUUGAUUGGUUUGAAAAAGACACGAAAUCUUUCGAUACAAUUCCAAUGUAAGUUUCCAAAUUACGAAAAUUCGAUGACUGUUCAUCACUGGUCGAGGAUGAAACGUUUAGAAAUUGUGUAUUUCGAAAUUUUCGAAAUAUUAGUUCGAAGAUUCAAAUAUAUAUCCGGAAAGUUAUAACUGGAUCUUAACUUGGAAAUAUAGAGGGGACACGAGCGAUAUAAUGAUUCGAAUUUACACGAAGUAUUAACGUAACAUAAGUCUUAUUUAGCAAAAUUAAGCAAUUUUUAUGCUAAAUGAAACUGAAACCGAACAAUAAGACAGAUGGUUCCAUGACGAGGAUGAGCGAUACCGAAAGGGUUGGAUAAAUUUAAAUCGGUUAGGGUCGCGUUCCUGCGGGACUCCAUCGAUUCGGGGAAAAGGAGAGGAGGGUUAAUUGAGAAACUUGAAAAUUUGAAUACGCUCGCCAAGACAAAUGGUGAGGGGCGAGCGAAAGAGGAAGAUAAAGGCGGGGCAAAGUGUGAGUCCUCGAUUAGCAUGGGGACGUUUGCGUUUCAGUUAAACUUCUGGGGAUCUCCCCUCUGUUCGACAUUUGUCUAUCGUCGGCAAACACGCCUAUCUCUCUCUCUCUUAUCACGAUAUAUCAUUCGUUCUCUUUUUUUUUUCACUUUCAAAUUUUAUUAUCAAAAAGUUCUUCAAGAAAUUGAACUUCCCUUUAAGAAGAAUCAGAAUCGUCUGGUUGCACGUUUGCAACAAUAGACUCUUUCGAUCGUCGCUCGAUUCUGCGGGUAUAAUUUUCUAGUAACGGGAAAGGACAACGCGUCGCGCCUCCCUCCCUUGUUCUCCAUCGGUAAUUCGACGACCGACAACUCGAGUUACUGACAAGCCGCGCAAAAAAAAAAAAAAAGAAAGAAAGAAAGAAAGGAAAAAGAGAAGGAAGAACGAGCGACAAUGAAACCGGUGAAAAAAAUGUCACCAACCGAGAAGAUAUCGAGGUAAACGUUGAAAGGACGCGCGCUUUAAUUAUUGGUACUAAUUGCCGUGGAGAUUGCUAGGCUUUCUCUCACUUCGCACAAUGGGGACGCGAGGCUAAAUGGGAUUUCUCUUUUGAGUCGAAUGGCAUUGAUUGAAAACUAUAGGAUACCUACGUAGUGUGACGUUAGUUUCCCCUCUCCAAAACCAUUAGACCACGUUAACCGGAGCCCUAUUGUCGGAGAACACGCGCUCCUCUCCUCCCGCUUCGCCGACUAUAUAUAUAUAUAUAUACAUACAUACAUACAUACACUGUGCUUACUAUUUUACUAAAAAAAAAAAAAAAAAAAAAAAAAAAAAAAAAAAAAAAAGGAAUAAUCAAUAAUAACAAUGUAUACACGAACGACGAGAUAAGAGAUCGCCAAUUACGGUGCCUGAACACGCGUUUAACAAACGCGACAUUAUUCUAUUCUCUCUCUCUCUCUCUUUUUUUUUCAUUUUACACUUACUAGCUAAGGAUUUUUCUUUUUUUUUUUUCGCUAAACGCUGACGUAGUAUAUCCAAUUUGCUUGUGGUGAGAGGGUAGAGCCAAUUUUUUUUUUUUUUUUUUUUUUUUUUUCACUCAAACUCCGUUCGAACGACUUGAACGAACGGAUAUAGGAAUUGCGGGACGCGAACGCGUAUGCGCACGAAGUGCGUGCGUGACUCGCCGCUCGCGAUGUUUUUAGAGGUAUCAUCCUAACACAGAUAUACACACACACACACACAUAUAUGUACGAGAGCAUACGAGAUGGCGCAUGAAGAAUUUCGUUCUCUCUCGCCUGACGAUGAGGGAAAAGGAUUCGAGACAAUUGCAAUUCGCGAUGCUCCAAGUCGCGGGUACACAGUCAUCGUGUUUCUCGUGGACAAAGUCGAGGGGGUUUGAGAUUUUCUCGCGCCAUCUUGUAGAAGAAACAGCAUUAUUUUCUUUUUUUUUUUUUUUUUAUAUAUUCAUUGUAGCUCUGUAUAACCGAUACAUAGAAACGACGAUCGAGCACUUUUCAUCGACUUGAUCGAACCGAAUUAUUUUUUGCCGAUGAUUUUUUUUCUUUUUCUUUUUUUUUUCUUUUGUCGAAUUACUCGGUCUAAUACAAGUUUGAUCCAAGUCAAUGGAAAUUGUUCCCACAAUUGAAACAAUGUAACGUCGAUUUAUAUAAGUGUACUCCCUUUAAUCGUAUAUUUUUAUUUUUUUUUUUUUUUUACUUUGUUUUAUCAUAUACGCGUAUACGAUGGAAGUAAAAAAUCGUGCAGAUAUACGACAAACACAUAUAUAUGUAUUCGUCAUUUGAUUAUUUACGUAAUUAAGAUUAAGAUUAACACGCGGCCUGCUUGCGAGCAAGGUGCAGAAGCCGGCGUGAAACGAAAUAAUAUUAGGCUCGAGGACGACCCCUCUCUCGAAUGAUGAAAAUGGCGCCAAGAGAAUCUACUUGCGCGUAAACACCGGCAACACGCCUUGGACUCGGUCUUAACUUUCGUGAGUUAAGAAGUUUGUCUUCCCUCCUCCCUUCUCUUUUCUUUUUUUCCUCCCUUCUUUCGCCUUGUUCUUCUUAACGAGCCUUAUAAUAUCCCCCUCCCCAGCCUUCUUCUUAUCGGCGAGUGUUUACAAGUCGGUGCAGAGACGUCGGUGCUUGUCCUCGAGCCUGAGGUGCGCGCCUAUUCCGUCGUAAGCUCGAAAAAGCUCGAGUCUGUUCUGUACCCUGACAAGCGUGCAUGUUUUCUCCGCACCUUUUCUUUUUUUCCUCUCUCUCCUUCCUCUCAUUAUUCGUCCUCUUUCUUCGUCCCCCCCCUUUCCCUGACCCUGAUAAUUUUCGAUUACGCGAUCACGUACAGAGCUUACCCGGCUAAAUCGAGCGAUAUUCUCAUUUUAUUUUUUUCUUUUUUUUUUUUAAAUAACAACGCGCACCAAUCAUGAUGGCUUAUUUAUUUUUUACGUUUAACGUAUAACGCUCUUCAAGAAUACUCGUAUCUUGUCACGUUUAUCAUUUUUUUAUUAUUAUUAUUAUUAUUAUUAUUAUUCUAAUUAUUAUUAUCUUUUCUUCUUUUUCUUCUUCUUCUUUUUUUUUUUUUUUUUUAGAUUUCUAUCCUUUCGCCUUAUGCGUAUCUGGCAAUACGAUCUAGUUUUUUUUUUUUUUUAACAAUGUCUUUAUUCGAACGCGGUAUACGACGAAAAGAAUCGUAAUAAUGUAGGAGACGAGCAUGUAUGAGAAUGUAAUUUCCCGUAUCCGUCCAAUAGAGGAAUGAAUUUCGAAUUUUGCGUACCCGCGUCCGAGCAACUCUGCGAAUAUAAUUUUUUUUCCUUUUUUUUUUUUUUAUACAUAUAUAAAUAUAUAUAUAUAUACAUACACAAGAUAUCAAGACGUCACACUUUGGCUAUAAACUUCGUAUAUGUCAGUACCGUAAUACACACGAUGUACAUAGCAUAUAUGGUACAGAGAAAAUAAACUCAUUUUAUAAGGAA